CAAAUUCAGGCUGCUGGACGCUUGCCUCCGCCCAUCAUGAUGAACUUCGAGGAUGUGGAAGACAGAGAUGGCGUCCGGCUUUCCUGGAAUGUAUGGCCUUCGUCGCGGAUAGAGGCGACGAGGACGGUGGUCCCGAUAUCGGCGCUCUACACGCCUUUGAAGAUCAGGGAGGAUCUGCCGCCCGUGCUGUACGAGCCGGUCGCAUGCAAGCCCCCCUGCCGCGCAAUCCUGAACCCAUACUGCCAGAUUGACAUCCGCGGAAAGCUGUGGAUAUGUCCGUUCUGUCUAUCACGAAACGCUUUCCCGCCGCACUACAAGGACAUCUCCAGCACGAACUUGCCUGCGGAGCUCCUUCCCAAGUACACGACUAUCGAAUACACGCUCGCCCGCCCCGCGCAGGUCCCUCCGAUCUUCCUCUUUGUGGUCGACACUUGCUUGGACGAUGACGAUCUCAAGGCAUUGCGUGACGCGCUUGUCGUGAGCUUGAGCUUGAUCCCGCCCUAUGCGCUUGUUGGGCUCAUCACCUUCGGGACGAUGACCCAAGUUCACGAGAUCGGGUACCCAGACUGCAGCAAGUCAUACGUCUUCCGUGGUGGAAAAGAGUACCAGCCCAAGCAGAUCCAGGACAUGCUCGGGCUCAGUGGCCAAUCGCGCGCAGCUCCGCGCCCAGGACAGCCGCUUCCCCAGACUGCCUACGGCGCCGCUCGCUUCCUCAUGCCGGUGCAGCAGUGCGAGUUCCAGCUCACUGGAAUCCUCGAGUCGCUCCAGCGCGAUCCCUGGCCCGUCGCGAACGAUAAGCGUGCCCUGCGUUGCACUGGUGUUGCCUUGAGCGUUGCUGUCGGGUUGCUCGAGACGACCUUCCCCAACACUGGCGCCCGCAUCAUGCUAUUCGCGGGUGGCCCUGCCACGGAGGGACCCGGCAUGGUUGUGAGCAGCGAGCUGAAGGAGCCAAUCCGAUCCCACCAUGACAUCGAACGCGAUAGUGCUAAGCACUUCAAGCGGGCGAACAAGUUCUACGAGGGAUUGGCGAAGCGGGCAUCGAACAACGGUCACGUCAUCGACUUGUUCGCCGGCUGUCUUGACCAAGUCGGCUUGCUUGAGAUGAAGUCUAUGCCCAACUCGACGAACGGUGUCAUCGUGCUCUCCGACUCUUUCGCCACGUCGAUCUUCAAGCAGAGCUUCCUUCGCAUAUUCAACAAGGACGAGCAAGGCCACUUGCAAAUGGGCUUCAAUGCUACGUUCGAUGUGCAGACUACCAAAGAGCUGAAGGUGUCCGGCCUCAUCGGCCACGCAAUUUCUGCUGGCAAGAAGUCUGCUUGCGUCGGUGAGACGGAGAUUGGCAUCAGCCAAACGUCUGCCUGGAAAAUCAACACCCUCACGCCGCGAACAUCCGAGGCUAUCUACUUCGAGGUCGUCACGCCGGCAGGGCAACCCCUUCAACCCGGCUCUCGCGGCCUCAUCCAAUUCGUCACGCACUACCAGCACGCUUCAGGCCAGAUGCGGUUGCGCGUCACGACCAUUGCCCGCAACUUCGCGGAGGCCGGCUCGCCCAGCAUUGCGGCGUCGUUCGACCAGGAGGCGGCUGCAGUACUCAUGGCGCGGAUCGCUGUCUUCAAGUCCGAAAUCGACGACGCGCCGGAUGUGUUGAGAUGGUUGGACCGCAUGCUCAUUCGCCUGUGCCAGAAGUUCGCGGAUUAUCGCAAGGAGGACCCAACGAGCUUCCGAUUGUCGGACAACUUCAGCAUCUACCCGCAGUUCAUGUUCCAUCUUCGUCGUAGUCAGUUCCUGCAGGUGUUCAACAACAGUCCGGAUGAGACGGCAUUCUACAGACAUGUGCUCAACGAGGAGGACGUGAACAACUCCCUGAUCAUGAUCCAGCCUACGCUCAUGUCGUAUACUUUCGACACGCCACCGCAGCCGGUGCUCCUCGACAGUGUCUCGAUCAAGCCGGACGUCAUCCUCCUGCUCGAUACGUUCUUCCACAUCCUCAUCUUCCACGGCGAGCAAGUCGCGCAGUGGCGGAAGGCGGGGUACCAGGAGCAGGAAGGCUACGAGAACUUCAAGGAGCUGCUGGAGGCGCCCGUCGCGGACUCGCAGGAGCUGCUGGCGGACCGCUUCCCGAUCCCACGGUACAUCGUAUGUGACCAGGGCGGGAGUCAGGCGCGGUUCUUGCUGUCGAAGCUGAAUCCGUCGACGACGCAUAUGUCGGCGACGAUGUAUGGGUCGCCGGCGGGCGCGGCGGGGCAGGCGAUCUUCACGGACGAUGUGAGCUUGCAGGUGUUCAUGGAGCACUUGAAGCGCUUGGCCGUUGGUGCGCAGACGAACUAGGAGGGAGUGGAACGAGAGCGGACGUACUCUAUUUUAUUCAUUCUGUUUUCUUGACGCUGUUCAUUAGAAUUGUUGGAGGUUGCAGCCGUAA
Schizophyllum commune H4-8 is the source of this 2419-nucleotide messenger RNA. RefSeq lists its product as uncharacterized. The record is from RefSeq and is a predicted model, not a curated record. Bases 37 to 2328 code for a protein of 763 amino acids. Lineage: Eukaryota; Fungi; Basidiomycota; Agaricomycetes; Agaricales; Schizophyllaceae. Gene Ontology annotation, molecular function: zinc ion binding; GTPase activator activity. Gene Ontology annotation, cellular component: COPII vesicle coat; endoplasmic reticulum exit site. Gene Ontology annotation, biological process: endoplasmic reticulum to Golgi vesicle-mediated transport; COPII-coated vesicle budding; COPII-coated vesicle cargo loading. The transcript is spliced from 8 exons.